CCGCCGCAUCCGUUGCCACUUCGGUUUGUUAACGUUUUCCACAAAAUUUCGUUGCCUUGUUUUGUUUAUUCGAUCAUUUCGAUUUGUGCUCAGUUUUGCAUUUUAGUGCUUCCACGUCCUGGACGAAAAAGGCCUUUGCGAAUUGAACGCGUAUUGAGCGCGUUUUAUCGACGGAAUUGGACAGGACUUGUGCGUGAUCGAAGGCUAUCGACAAGCUGUGGCAGGAUGUUGAUGUUAAAGAUACUCUUUAUAACAACAACAUUUGCACUGUAUCAGUGCGGUGUUAUUGGCCCUUAUGCUGCACAUUAUGGACCACAUGGACAUGAUGGCCCCGGGCCGCUAAGCUAUGCUGCCUAUGCAGCACCAAAUGGACCACUUCCAGUGCCAUAUGUAGCAGCUGCACUCAAACCGGCAGCACCGGAGCCUUAUGAUCCUGCACCGAAAUACUCCUUCGGUUAUGAUAUUCAAGAUGGCUAUACCGGCGAUUCGAAGAGCCAACACGAGACCCGUCAUGGUGAUGUGGUGAAGGGCAGCUAUUCACUUGUUGAUCCGGAUGGCACUAAACGUACUGUUGACUACACCGCUGAUCCACAUAAUGGCUUCAAUGCCGUGGUUCGUAAGGAACCCAUUGCUUACAAGACCGCACCCAUAGCACCCGCACUGAUUGGCCCUGCAGUGUCUGUGAAGGCACCAGCCGUUGCAUAUCCUAUUGCACCGGUACCCGCACCGGCUCUCAUUCCAGCACCUGUGCCCGCUCCCGCUCCACUGCCUGCUGUACCAGCUGGCACACAUUUCCAAGCAGCCUAUCCAGCUUUGGCACACAGCAGUGCUUAUGCCAGUUAUCCGCUCGCCACUGAUCCGCAUCACGGAUCCUACUAUCCGCACUAAAAGUAUGGCGGAGGACACGAAAUCAUUGAAAAAUUGUUGAAGGCGACUACUUGGAUUUAUUUUAUGCAAAUACUCGUACUCAUUAUUCGUUAUACAUAUUAUUUUCCAGCUUGUGUCUAUCAGCUACCUCUUAUCUUUUUUAAUAUACUUAUGUACAUAUUUAUACGUACCCACACACAUACUUACAUAUAUGAACAUAUAAAUAUUUGUAUUUUUGCGCAUCCGUUUUAUUGCUUUUGAUUGCUUUUUAUGAUGUUAUGAUAUUUAAUUAUUACUCUGGCACACAACAAACAUAUAUAUUAUAUCAUAACCAUAAUCAUAAUCGCAAGUAACGGUUCAUUCAGUAUACUACUUAUACCUAUACAUAUAAAAAUAAAUAAUUUUUAUACUGAGUAUCGAUGAAAGGACGUAGUACAUAUAUAUAUACGAGGAUAGUACAUACAUAUAUACUCUCCCCCUUAUUCUCUCUCUCCUUUUUGCUCUCUUACGUAUUUUCAAUUACAAGCGAAUAAGAUUACAAUGUAAGCAUAACAAUAGAAUUAGUUUCGAAAGCGUGUGUGUUGUUGUUUUCUAAGCAUUAGUUUUAAUUUUGACGACCUUGAUUUUUUAUACAUACAUGCAUACAAAUAAAUAAAACUGGUACAAUUUGUAUAUUAUAGGAAGGAUAA
Messenger RNA from Anastrepha obliqua, 1556 nucleotides. It is a transcript of the gene Cpr92A, whose product is annotated as larval cuticle protein A3A. Lineage: Eukaryota; Metazoa; Arthropoda; Insecta; Diptera; Tephritidae. The coding region runs from base 226 to 888 and encodes 220 amino acids. The transcript has 3 exons. The record is from RefSeq and is a predicted model, not a curated record. Gene Ontology annotation, cellular component: extracellular matrix.